AGAAGCAUAAAACUUGAAAAAGCAGAGGUCAAAGCAUCGAUUUUGGGGUAUUCCUUUAGUUUAGCGUGUGUAGCAGGUGCAGGAAUCGCCACGGCGGCGGCAGUUGCAUCUUUCAUCUCAGCUCAAAAUGGAGGCGCAGACUUCUCGAGAACCUGACCCGCCCCCCCUCACCACCCGGCUCCGUUCGAGGCCCGAUCCCUUCCUCAUCACCUGCCGCUGCUUCAGCGUCAUCACUGCUCUCGCCGCCAUUCUCUGCAUCGCCGUCAACAUCCUCUCCGCCGUUCAAUCUUUCAAAAACGGAUCUGAUUGCAGAUAUUCGAUGGGAUAUUUCGAUGCUACACGGUGGUCAUUGCCUUAUUUGUGGUUGUCGCCGAGACUGAGUGGGAAUUCAUCAUCAAGUUCUCCAAGAUCCUGGAGUACUGGGCAGGCAGAGGGAUGCUGCAGAUCUUUGAUGACCCGAGCUUACCCUGAGUAUUUAAAGGACCAUGCAGAGCUUUUUCUUCUUCAAAGCAUCUCUAGCUACCUGCUUCUUGCAUGUGGUGUGGUUUACAUUAUAUCAGGAAUGUGCUGCAUUGGCAUGGUGAAACGUGCUCGCCAGAAAAAAGAAAUCUCCAGGGAGCAAGCAAUAAAGGAUCUUGAGGAGCUUGAGCAGCGCCGAGAAGAACUUGAGUCGUUGUUGGUCCCUGAAGCUUGACUCGGAGCUCGGAGCUCAAACUCAGCAGAGAAAUGCAGUACAGGUCAACCUGUAUUGAACCACACUCACCCUGCUGUUUAAAAUUAGUGAGGCUUAAAAGGAUUGUUUUCAGAGAUUGGAUUCUGUUGUACAGUUGCGUAGAUUUGAAUUUAGCUAUAUGCUACCCUCUUGUCUAUUUCUCUCAUUCUGUUGGAAGAACAAUACUGAGUCAGUGAGUUGUAGUUGUUUGUUGCUUCUUUAUGGAGUAUUAGCUUUCCUGAACUA
Molecule: messenger RNA, 958 nt
Organism: Salvia hispanica
Lineage: Eukaryota; Viridiplantae; Streptophyta; Magnoliopsida; Lamiales; Lamiaceae
Source: RefSeq, a predicted model, not a curated record